Messenger RNA from Coregonus sp. 'balchen', 7670 nucleotides. Lineage: Eukaryota; Metazoa; Chordata; Actinopteri; Salmoniformes; Salmonidae. The record is from the annotation of a GenBank genome assembly.
CCCCAGACAUGAACCUGGUGCUCCUGGCCUUCAGGCUGAUGUGCCUGGCCUGGCUGUGGCCUGUCACGCUGCUCAACGGCAGCCACCAACCCAACAAGAGGAGGCACAAGGACGUGUACCUUGGGGAGAACAGCAAGAACCAACAUGGAGGGUGAGCCAGAGUCUGAGGGUGCGGCCCCACUGGAGUUGUUGUUUCAUGUUCUUGUCAAGGGUUCUGUUUGCUUAUCUGUUCUGUUUGGUUUGAAGCCGGUUUGUGUAUAGUUCUGGUAGAAAGGUUACAUUUGGUACACACACCACAGGAUGUUACUGUUCUGUUGAUCUGUUGUCUGAUUGAUAUGGUUAAAAGGUUAUUUUUUGGGGAGAUGUAUUGUUCAUCACAGAACGCUAUUCAUGGAUUGAAUGUAUCAAUCUAAUCUCUAUGAAUUUUUUAAAAUAUUGAUGGUGAAUUUACCAUGGUAGCAUGAAUUAUCUCCAAUGUGUGCUGGGACAGAUGUCAUUACUGCAGUGCAUUGUGGAUAAAGGCCAGGGCAGGUGAGGUUACCACAGGGGCUUAGAGGUAAUGUCUGGGAAGCUGUGUUUUGGUGGUGACAUAUUGUAAGAGAAAAGCAGUAGUUUGUGGGUAAUGAUAGGGGGAGUUUUGUUAAUAAGGGGGAUGACUGUACGCUUGAAUAUCAUUUCUAAUAAUAGGGGAGUUGAUUGUUUUUGGGUGGUAUGGGAAUGAUUUGUUAGAGCAGACAUGUUUAUGUAUUUUGAAAAUGAAAAUAUAAGUUUACUGAAGUUUAUCGUAUGAUGCUAUUUAGAAACAUUGCAAGUGAUGAUGCAGGAUGUGUUGUCAACCAAAUUGGAGUUAUUCAUUAUGUCCUUUGACCCAGACUAACUCUGGGAAGUCUAUAUAAUCCCCCAGGACCAAUUAUUGAACCAUAAUAGCACUGAUUCGGUUUGCUGCUGAAUCAUUAGUGAAGAGCUCUCACAUCAUGUAUACUCUUACUUUGAAUCAGAUGGUUAAAGUGCAAUUAAUUAUUCUAAACAGCAAACACCCCAGAGCAGAUGUUGCUUCCUUAAGUGUGUGUGUGUGUUUGUGUGUGUGUGUGUGUGUGUGUGUGUGUGUGUGUGUGUGUGUGUGUGCCAGUGCGCGUGCCAGUUGGUGUGUGUGUGUAUUUCUUAGGAAAUAAAACAUCCGAUAUGCUGAUCUGUGUCCUCUUUUCUCCUCAGACGAAUAGACUUUAAGAUGAAAAAGUCCGACAGCACCAAGUCCCUGCUAAUUAAAUCUGAACAGCUGCUCCGUAUCGAGGACCAUGACUUUGCAAUGCGGCCUGGCUUUGGAGGUAAGACCACCCACCCAAUAUCCUUUAGCCUGGUGGGUUGAACUACGAUAAUGUGCAGUUUGGAUGUGACUGUGUGUGUGUGUGCUUUUUCCCACCACGUCAAAUCAUAAUCAAUUUUGAUUUGUCACAUAUGCGUGUUUAGCAGAUGUUAUUGCGGGUGUAGCGAAAUGCUUGUGCUUCUAGCUUCGACAGUCCAGUAAUGUCUAACAAGUAAUAUCUAACAAUUUCACAACAAAUACCCUAUACACAAAAAUCUAGUAAGGAAUGGAAUUUAAGAAUAUAUACAUAUAUACAUAUAUGGACAAGCAAUGAAAGAGCGGCAUGGACUAAGAUACAGUAGAAUAUUAUAGAAUACAGUAUAUACAUAUGAGAUGAGUACAUUUACAUUUACAUUUACGUCAUUUAGCAGACGCUCUUAUCCAGAGCGACUUACAGUUGUGAAUACCUUUUUUUUUGUGUUUUUUUUGUUUCUUUUUUUGUUUCUUUUUUAUACUGGCCCUCCAUGGGAAACAUUAAACAUUAUUAAAGUGACUAGUGUUCCAUUUCUUAAAGUGGCCAGUGAUUUCAAUAGACAGCAGCAGCCUCUAAUGUGCUAGUGAUGGCUAUUUAACAGUCUGAUGGCUUUGAGAUAGAAGCUGUUUUUCAUUCUCUCGGUCCCAGCUUUGAUGCAUCUGUACUGACCUCACCUUCUGGAUGAUAGCAGGGUGAACAGGCAGUGGCUCGGGUGGUUGAUGUCCUUGAUGAUCUUUUUGGCCUUCCUGUGACAUUGGGUGCUGUAGGUGUCCUGGAGGGCGGGUAGUUUGCCCCCGGUAAUGUGUUCGGCGGACAGCACCACCCUCUGGAGAGCCCUGCGGUUUCGGCCGGUGCAGUUGCCGUACCAGGCGGUGAUACAGCCCAACAGGAUGCUCUCAAUUGUGCAUCUGUAAAAGUUUGUGAGGGUUUUAGGUGCCAAGCCAAGCCACAUUUCUUCAGCCUCCUGAGGUUGAAGAGGCUCUGUUGCGCCUUCUUCACCAUACUAUCCACGUAGGUGGACCAUUUCAGUUUGUCAGUGAUGUGUACGCCAAGGAACUUGAAGCUUUCCACCUUCUCCACUGCGGUCCUGUCGAUGUGGAUAGGGGGGUGCACCCUCUGCUGUUUCCUGAAGUCCACGAUCAUCUCCUUUGUUUUUUUUAUGUUGAGUGAGUGGUUAUUUUCCUGGCACCACACUCCCAGAGCCCUCACCUCCUCCCUGUAGGCUGUCUCAUCAUUGUUGGUAAUCAAGUCUACUACUGUUGUGUCAUCUGCAAACUUGAUGAUUGAGAUGGAGGCGUGCUUGGCCACGCAGUCAUUGGUGAACAGGGAGUACAGGAGGGGGCUGAGCACGCACCCUUGUGGGGCCCCAGUGUUGAGGAUCAGUGAAGUGGAGAUGUUGUUUCCUACAUUCACCACCUGUGGGCGACCCGUCAGGAAGUCCAGGACCAAGAUGCACAAGGCGGGGUUCAUGUCUCUAUACUGAUGUUUUGCCAGUUUAAUUGCCUUGCGGAGUGAGUAGCUACAGUGUUUGUAUUCUGCCAUAUUCCUAGUCACCUUGCCAUGGUUAAAUGCGAUAGUUUGCGCUUUCAAUUUUGCGCGAAUGCUGCCAUCUAUUCACGGUUUCUGGGUUGGACUCAUUAAUUAAGCCUGAAUGGGGAAAAUCAAGGGUCAUUUGAGAGAGGGAAGAGGGAAGAGCAAGAGAGGAAGGGGGGUAAUAGAGCUUUACUUACAGUAAUUUGUUACAGAUGUAGAAUUAUAGAUAGUCCAUGACGUGCCACAGAGUUUAGGUUUUGUAAGAGGCAGCAUUGACGCUAGCUUGUAUGCUCUCUCCUGGAGCAGAAUAUAGGUUAUAGUGUCAUCUUUGAUAACACCCCAUCCCCAGAAAAGCUCACUGACCCAGAUUGUCUGCAGAGCCUAGCAGACAAUGACAGCCUGCGGCCGAGUACACAGAUGUGUUUUUAGAACUAUUGUAAUCUGGAUUAUAGGCCACGCUUUCUGAAACAAUACCAAAUGUUGCAUCUUACUGGAAAGUCCAGGGCAGCAAAGAGUUCCAUGCAUACAGUACAACAGCAGUAUGUUCACUAGGUGAUGAUCAGACAGUAUUAUAUUUAAGCAAUAAGGCCCGAGGGGUUGUGGUAUAUGGCCAAUAUACCACGGCUAAGGGCUGUUCUUAAGCACGAUGCAACGCGGAGUGCCUGGAUUUUGUAUUUGUAUGUAUUAAGGAUCCCCAUUAGCUGCUGCCAAGGCAAGCAUCUACUCUUCCUGGGGUCCAGCAACAUUAAGGCAAUUAUAUACAAUUCAAAAUAUUACGUGACAUUCCAUUUCAUUACACUUUUCACAACACAUUAAGUGUGUGCCCUCAGGUCACUACUCUACUGGAUACAGCCCUUAGCCGUGGUAUAUUGGCAAUAUACCACAAACCCCCGAGGUGCCUUAUUGCUAUUAUAAACUGGUUACCAACAUAAUUAGAGCAGUAAAAAUAAAUGUUUUGUCAUACCCGUGGUAUACAGUCUGAUAUACCAUGGCUUUCAGCCAAUCAGCAUUCAGGGCUCAAACCACCCAGUUUAUAAUGAACUAUUGAUCAUGUUUAUGAAUGCUUGCAUGUGUGUCAGUGUGUGGGGUCCCACUGUAAAUCAACUGUCACUGAAACAUGUACUUACAUAACAUUUAUAUUGUAGGCAGUACUAAUGGCAGUUUAGGUACAUAUUUGUAAAUGUAGUGUGAGGGCAUGUUAUGGAUUUAUGUCCAUUUGUGUUUCCAUUUGGAUGUUUUCUAUUCCGAACUAUCUCUGUGUUUGUGUCUGUGUGGUCUAAGCGAGGUGGGGUUGAUGGAGGAAGGUAAUCCCUGUAAUGUUGAAAUGAAAUUGGGCAGGUCACAUUAUCAGGAAAACCUCCUGACCAUGGCUGUGAUUAUAGAUGGAUGUAACUUGAUUAUAGAUUAAUGCAAUAGGUAUAAUAUGAUUAGGAUUUAUGAAGGAAAGGCUAUAAGGAGAGAAAAUCAAUUUUUGAGUUUGGUGACAGAGCAUCUCUUGCGUCCCUGAGAGAUGAGAAUGCUGUGUCUGUGGGGAGGGGAGGUGUGGGAUUACUGGUGUGUCUUUGGGGUUAUGUGGGGCCCAUUAGCUUGCAGCUGUGUUUAGCAUGAAGAGUGAUGUCAUGACCCUGUAUCUACAUGGAAAUGGACAGGAUAAUCACAACAUAGGGCUUAGCUGAUGAUGUCCUGCAACACCACAGCCUCCAGUGGGACCACAGGUUUUCAGUAUAUCUGUUGAGACCCAGCAUAGCGCCAAAAUCCUCUGUGACACCAUUGUUUGGGUUUUCUCUUAUUCACAAAUAUUGUCCCAACUUUAUAGUGUUUGGGUUGAUUUACAAAUAUUUAGGUCUUGAAGAGGAAAUUUAAAUUUAAAAAAACAGUAUAGGUAAAAUGAUAUAUGUGUGAUAGGUCAAAGGCAAAUCAAAACCAGUGAGGCUGGUUUCAGGCUGAGUCAGACAUUCUAAGGCCUUGCGUCAGGACUACCAUAUGAUUACCACACAGCCACACAGCCUAACAUUCAAUGUGCUUGCCCUGUCAGGAUAGACGUAUGAAAUCUCAAGCUGUUUACUUCAUCCCUGUAGGGGCAGCUAUUCCUGUGGGCAUAGACGUGCAGGUGGAGAGCAUUGACAGUAUAUCUGAAGUCAACAUGGUAAGUGUCGAUAAGUAUCUUUAGCUGUGUGUGUAUGUGACUAACACACCGCCACUCACGCUCAUUCUCACACACAGUGAGACAACCUCUCAUACUCUCCCUCAUUCUAAAGUGGUGGAACUCUGUUCCACUCUAUUGCCCCCAAUUAAAUGUCGGGGAAUAACAGUCAAAACAUAUAUUGAUUUAAAGCUAGAAUCCUUAGUUGCUCUAUACAUUUUUUUUAUACCUGUUAAUUCUUGAAGAAUAUAACUUAUAAAUGCCUCAUAAGUUCAGUCAUACUGUCAUACCCCAUCAGAACCUAAAAUAAUAGAUUGUUUUACUCCAAGGUUUGUAAACAAUGUAAAUGUAAACAAACACUAAUAUAGUGUCAAAACGUGUUUAAAACUAUAAUUCAGAUAUCAUGGAUGGUCAUUCCUUGUAUACAUAGCUCAGUCUAUGAAUUUAAGAGUGGUCACAAUCUCCAGGCCCAUCCCUCAGUUUUUUCCAAAACAGGGCUGGGAUGACCACUUUACUGUUAUGCUAUUGUUUCCACUAAGUUCUGGACUCUAACUUUAAUGGAUCAUUGAUGUUCUGGUCACAAUAAACAUUACCACUGUAAACACUAUUAACCUGCAUGACCCUGUCGCUCGUAACCCUAUAUACAAAUAAUCCACGUGAACCAUUAUUGAGAUAUAAGUCUUACUGCCAUCAUUGCGCAAUUACCCACAUUUUGAUUAUGUGAUAGUUUGUCCAUUGGACCUGAGCGUUGGUUUGUGUUGGUGUGUUUGUAUAGGACUUCACCAUGACUCUGUACCUGAGACACUAUUGGCAGGACGACCGGCUGGCCUUCCCUUCCAGCAGCAACAGGAGCCGGACAUUUGACGCUCGGCUGGUAAAGAAGAUCUGGGUGCCGGAUGUGUUCUUUGUCCACUCCAAGCGUUCCUUCAUCCAUGACACGACCAUGGAAAACAUCAUGUUGAGGGUGUACCCUGAUGGCAACAUUCUCUACAGUGUCAGGUACAAUGAGAAUGUCCUCCUUUAACACAGGGACCAUAAGGCCUUUAGCCUGUAGUGUACUACUCGAUAGUAUUGGUGCUCUGUACACAUAAGAAACAUGGGGGAGUAGUCCAUCUUGUGUCUUUCAGCCUAAAAUAUCCACAAAAAAAGAGGAAGUGCAUCACCUAUCAAAGAGAGUUCUGAUCUCUCUGCCGACCACAUUAUCUUACCACGGACUGUUUUCUGAAACUGCUGUGUUAUUGACUAUGCACUGUGUUUCAGGAUCACUGUGACUGCUCUUUGCGCCAUGGACUUCAGUAGUUUUCCUUUGGACACACAGAAAUGCUCUCUGGAACUGGAGAGCUGUGAGUAUAAAACAAUAAGGCUAUAUGGUUGCCCUGGGUGUGAAAGGAGCAGCAGCUACAGUCAAAUUGAAGUCAGUAAUUUCUCAUCAGAGACAUUCUACCACACUGAUGUUGCAAUUGUCAUGAUUGUGUUAAACCCAACCUCAGGAGGCAGUGCACCUUACCCAGAUUAGAACACAGACACACAGACGAACAGACACACAGACAGACACACACAAAUGAUCGCCGCACGCACACACAUACGCACGCACGCAGAUACGCACACACAGAAAGCAUGGGCCUGGUCUCAGACGAGAGGUGGAAUUAGUGAAUCUCAGUGUCUCCUCUCCUCUGAGGGACAUAGCCCAUGAUUCUUCUAAGAGAGGCCACAUGAAGGAGUCACCUUCUCCCCCUGUUCUCUCCUCUCUUGAAGACGCGUACAAUGAGAAUGACCUCAUGCUCUACUGGAAGAACGGGAACGAUUCAUUAAGGACUGACGAGAUCGUUCUCUCACAGUUUUUUAUUGAAGAAUUCCACCCUUCCUACGGGCUUGCCUUCUACAGCAGCACGGGUAUGUGUGGUUGUGUUGCACCCUGUUGCAUAGGGGCCCACAGUGCUGUUCCUCUGUCCUACUCCUCUGCUACUCAGCUUAUUAUUACGUAAAACUGAUCUGUAAGAGCCAAAGCCAUUAUCCCAAAGCCUCCUCCUUCUGAUUCCACUCUGCCAGUCUGAGGAGAGGGAGAGUUUAGGAGACUUUCCUCCACAGAGUGUCAGUGUGGAAUCCUGCUCAACUUUCAGUAGUUCUAGUGUCCAUUACAUCAUAGCCAUGUGAUGUCCCAUGUGACUAUUAUUUUGACUAGAUGCCCUCCUGUGUUUCAUAAUGAGCUCUGAUUACCCAGAAGGAUGGUGAGUAAACUGUUCCACCAAAAAAGAGAGUUCAGAGCCCUUUUUUAUUUUUUCAUUUUCUCUCUCUCUCUCUCUCUCUCUCUCUCUCUCUCUCUCUCUCUCUCUCUCUCUCUCUCUCUCUCUCUCUCUCUCUCUCUCUCUCUCUCUCUCUCUCUCUCUCUCUCAGGUUGGUAUAACAGGCUCUACAUAAACUUCAUCCUCAGGAGGCACAUCUUCUUCUUCAUGCUGCAGACCUAUUUCCCCACCAUGCUGAUGGUGAUGCUCUCCUGGGUGUCCUUCUGGAUUGACAGGAGGGCUGUGCCAGCCCGAGUCUCACUGGGUACAGUACUGAUACUCUCACUAGUAUGUGGGGAAUCUCCAGAAAAUAAUCUAAGCUUAAAGACUGAGCAGAGACGGCUCUCAAAGCCAUCAUUUUUUGUACAGCAUACU